Messenger RNA from Colletotrichum truncatum, 840 nucleotides. RefSeq names its product short-chain dehydrogenase reductase family. Gene Ontology annotation, molecular function: oxidoreductase activity. The record is from RefSeq and is a predicted model, not a curated record. NCBI's taxonomy places the organism in Eukaryota, Fungi, Ascomycota, Sordariomycetes, Glomerellales, Glomerellaceae.
AUGUCAGAACUCUUCCAGUUAACGGGGAAGAAUGUCGUAAUCACCGGAGCUGCAGGGAGUAUUGGCACACAGACAGCGAUCGUGUUUGCGAAAGCUGGUGCAAAUCUGCUUCUUUCUGAUGUAUCAAACAAAGCGCUUGAAGACCUCCAGCAGAACUUGGAGCUACAUGGGCCAUACCCAGGGCGCGUUGAAUACAAGACGUGUGAUGUAUCCGAUGAAAAUGAUGUUGCGUCACUAGUGCAGCAUCUGGAUCAACACGGCGGUGUCGAUGUUAUGCUGAACAAUGCCGGUGUAUUCCCUAAUGAAGACGGCGAUGCAGUCGAAGUCACCCAGAGGGCAUGGGAUCUUACUUACCAAGUAAACGUGAAGGGAACUUGGCACGGUUGCAAGUAUGCGGUUUUGAGCAUGAGGAAACAUGGCAAGACAAAUGGAAGCGUGAUAAACACUUCAUCAGUAGUCGGCCUUAUGGGGUCAGCAACAGCGCAGUUGGCAUACACCACCAGUAAGGGUGCAAUCAUUGCCAUGACGCGAGAGCUUGCCAUCGUUCACGCCAGAGAAGGUAUAAGAUUCAAUACGUUAUGUCCAGGGCCCUUGAACACUCCCCUAAUGCAGGACUACUUGGGUACGGACCUUGAACGGAGAGCGAGAAGAGAAAUUCAUCUACCUCAAGGGAGAUUCGGCGAACCGAUUGAACAGGCCUCAGCAGCUUUAUUUCUUGCUAGUGACGCUAGCUCGUUUGUUAAUGCACAAGAACUAGUUGUGGAUGGAGGUUUGACUAAGGCAUAUGUUACUCCUGAGGGUCCAGCACACAAUGGUAUUCAAAAUUUCAACGUCAAAUAA